CAUCUGGGUAGAUUCGUUGGGCCCUUUAUACAUGCUGAAGUGAUUGCGGUUUCGCUGAUCUGAGUGAACAGAGUCAUAUUCUUUUUUUUCAGCUGAACACAUUCAUUGUUGCUCUGGUCUGAGCAUUCUUGCUCAGCUGUGAUCUUCCAGCCGGUGGAAGCUGAGGAAGGGAGUGGAUGCAGGAACUUGGGGUGGCGGGAUUAGGGCUCGUCGGCUGGAAUUACCCCAUGGUUUGUUGUAUACGUGCCUCCACCCUCGGCAUACUUCAGUUCCUCACCUGUCGCCCAUCGCUUGUUCUUACCGCGUUAUUAAUGCUUCGCCCACUGCCCUCUUCAGCUUCCGCCGAAUCCCGCCUUCUUUUCGGAGGGGCCGCACAAGUUGACUCAAGCCGAGCGGCAACAGACGUCCGUCCAAUCGGUGUCAUGUUCAAGCAGCCCAUGUGGCAGCCAUGGGUUCUGCGUGCGCCAGUCCCUUCAGCUGGCAUCAGAAUUGACGCGUCAGCCAGAAUUCCCGUGCGAAAGAAUCCCCGACGUGAGAGACUGACAGUCCCAUCUACCUCACCCUACCCAUCACAUCGAGAUGGGCAUAUUUUGGAAUCCCCUACCCUAAGCUUGAGCCAUCAGAACUAAGUUUUCCAAUCAAGCCAAUGGCGUCGCAAAAUAUGUUGACGAAGCCUUGGUCUUGCGGUGUGAUGUGUCUGAUGGCUGUGGUGGUCUCGCUCGAACCAUCACCAAGCGAGAGCUGAAAAGGAGACAGCCAGUGGACUCGCCUUUUGUGUUUGAAAUGUCUGUGCGGGCUAUGAAGGACUGAUGGGUAUAACAAAAUCGCCGCUGCGGUUCAGAAGCCCGCGUCCAGGUCCCGAUUGC
Messenger RNA from Aspergillus fijiensis CBS 313.89, 866 nucleotides. RefSeq lists its product as uncharacterized. The record is from RefSeq and is a predicted model, not a curated record. Lineage: Eukaryota; Fungi; Ascomycota; Eurotiomycetes; Eurotiales; Aspergillaceae. Bases 177 to 629 code for a protein of 150 amino acids. The transcript is spliced from 2 exons.